AUGAGGAUGCUUCGUGAGCUCUGCAACAACUCCACGACCAGGGUCUCGCUAUUUUACAAAGAAGUCAUCAUUAACGUGAAGAGAGGAGUCCGCCGGAGCGAUACUAACUCGCCCAAACUUUUCAGUGCCAGUCUGGAGGACAUUAUGUGUCAUAUGGAAUGGGUAGGCAUGGGAGUGAAGGUCGACGGCUGCUACUUACAUCAUCUCAGCUUUGCAGACGUCACUGCGCUUAAAAGACCGGACAUCGAGCAGAUGGAACGAAUGCUGGCCGAGUUCGACAGUGCUUGUGGAAAGAUCGGCUCGAGGCUGCAUUCAAGGAAAACGAUGCUGUUGAAAAACGGAUUGAUACCUGAUGCUCUUUUCACGCUGAACGGAAGGCAUAUCUGA
This is a messenger RNA of Haemonchus placei, 387 nucleotides long. The record is from the annotation of a GenBank genome assembly. Lineage: Eukaryota; Metazoa; Nematoda; Chromadorea; Rhabditida; Trichostrongylidae.